This is a messenger RNA of Lactuca sativa (garden lettuce), 528 nucleotides long. Lineage: Eukaryota; Viridiplantae; Streptophyta; Magnoliopsida; Asterales; Asteraceae. The record is from RefSeq and is a predicted model, not a curated record.
AUGUGGGAGAAGGGAUCGAAAGUCAAUGAUAGACCUAGAUUGAGCUUCACCGUUGAGGGAUUUGACUUCAACGAUGUAGGUAUCGAUGACUUUGAAGGCGCUGCUAAUGAAGAUGGAGAUAUCCAUGGGUCGACUCCAACAACACCCGAUACUCACUUAUCUCCAGUCAACGUGGACUGGACCAAUAGCGAAACCCAGCCCAAUUACCAUUCAGAUUCUCAAACAGGCCCACAAAGAAAUCAGUCAAACAACCCGAUUCCUUUAAGCCCUCCGAUAACACCAAACUCGUCCAAUUCACCCAGCAGCGCUUCGAGUUCGACUGGAGGAGGUGCCCCAAAAAGGUACCGAUUGCUAACCGAUCUUUAUGAGAACACCGAAGAAAUCCAAUUGCCACCAGAAGAAUUGAUGUUAUUAUCCAGCGAUGAUGAACCAGCGAGCUAUAGCGAAGCAUGUCGAAAGAAAGAAUGGAUACAGGCUAUGAACGAUGAAAUAGCCUCAAUUGAAAAAAAAACAACACCUGGAGCCUAG